This is a messenger RNA of Tyto alba (common barn owl), 5290 nucleotides long. It is a transcript of the gene ENTPD5, whose product is annotated as ectonucleoside triphosphate diphosphohydrolase 5 (inactive). Gene Ontology annotation, molecular function: GDP phosphatase activity; UDP phosphatase activity. The transcript has 14 exons. The record is from RefSeq and is a predicted model, not a curated record. The coding region runs from base 417 to 1703 and encodes 428 amino acids. NCBI's taxonomy places the organism in Eukaryota, Metazoa, Chordata, Aves, Strigiformes, Tytonidae. Gene Ontology annotation, cellular component: membrane. Gene Ontology annotation, biological process: nucleoside diphosphate catabolic process.
CUGGACUGAGGCCAGUGCUGUUGAGGUCAACUGUAACGUUUGUGUAAAUGUUUCACUAACUUGUUGAACUCAGUUAACUUUCAACUUCUUGAAAUUUGUCCCAUAUCAUUAUCUGAGCAUGUUUCACUGCUUCUAUUGAGCAAUGAUGAACUCAAAUUUGAAUAAAGCAGCUCAACUGAUAUUUUAUGUGCCUCCAUGACGUUAUAAUGUGCUUGAUACAUAGUCCACUCCUACUAGCUGAAAGCGAAGGUGAAGAAAAGAAGUGCAGGCGCAAUGUCUCUUGUUGUGGUGCUCAGAAGUGGUUUUCAUUAGGAAUCUCUGGAGUAGAAUAGCUGUUGCUUCCAUCCUGCUUCAGGACCUACUGCAACUCUGCAAUUGUUGAUCCAUGCUUAACCGCCUCAAGGGGUCCUGACAAGAUGGCAUCUUCCAGACUUCUCGUCCUUCUAGCAUUGGCAUUUUCCUCUUUGUCCUUUGUUCUUUCCCAUUCAAACAGAGAGAUGUGGUUUCAGGAUUUCUUUCCACCUAACGUGUGCCCUAUAAAUGCCAAAGCCAACACUUUUUAUGGCAUAAUGUUUGAUGCAGGAAGUACUGGAACUCGGAUUCACAUUUAUACCUUUGUGCAGAACAGCCCAGAAAACCUUCCAGAGUUGGAAGGGGAAAUCUUUGAGUCUGUGAAGCCAGGUCUUUCUGCAUAUGCUGAUCAGCCUGAAAAGGGUGCUGAAUCUGUCAAAAGAUUGCUGGACAUGGCCAUAGAAGCUGUGCCACCUCAUCUCUGGAAGAAGACCCCAGUAGUGUUAAAAGCCACAGCUGGACUGCGCUUGCUGUCAGAGGAGAAAGCUCAGGCUCUGCUUUUAGAGGUGAGAGAAGUCUUUGAGGAAUCACCAUUUCUUGUUCCAGAGGACAGUGUUAGCAUCAUGGAUGGGUCUUAUGAAGGAAUUUUAGCCUGGAUCACUGUGAACUUUUUGACAGGGCAGCUGUCUGGCCAGAACCAGCAUACUGUUGGGACUCUGGACUUGGGAGGAGCCUCAACCCAAAUAACAUUCCUGCCGCGGUUUGAGGAAACUUUGAAGGAAACCCCUGGGGAUUUUCUUACCUCAUUUGAAAUGUUUAAUAGCACCUACAAGCUCUAUACUCACAGCUAUUUGGGGUUUGGACUAAAAGCUGCCAGACUAGCAACACUUGGAGCUUUGAAUAUGAAAGCUGUGGACGGACAAAUGUUUCGCAGUUCUUGUUUGCCAAAGCAGCUGGAGGCAGAGUGGCACUUUGGGGGAGUGAAAUACUGGUAUGGUGGCAACAGAGAAGGAGAAACAGGAUUCAAGCCUUGCUACUUGGAAGUACUCAAGGUUGUCAAAGGGAAACUGCACCAACCAGAUGAGAUUCGUGGAAGUUCCUUCUAUGCUUUCUCCUAUUACUAUGAUCGAGCAGUUGACACCAACCUAAUUGAUUAUGAACAGGGAGGUGUUUUGGAAGUGAAAGAUUUUGAAAGAAAAGCCAAAGAAGUCUGUGAUAACAUGGAGAGGUACAACUCAGCCAGUCCUUUCCUCUGCAUGGAUCUCACUUACAUCACUGCUUUACUAAAGGAAGGUUUUGGAUUUAGGGACAACACACUCUUACAGUUAACGAAGAAAGUGAACAACAUAGAGACAAGCUGGACUUUGGGUGCUACCUUUCACCUGCUGCAGUCUCUAGGGAUAACCUGCUGAGCUGUGACGUUCCUGUGGACUUCGGCAUUUCUGAAAGGCUGAGAAAGCAAAUUGAAAUCUCCAGGUACGUUGUUCAGCUGGUGUUGGUCACAGAUCAGAACAUGGACCAAAGCUAUAGAAUAGAUCUUCACCCUGGAUUGGCAUCGUGCAUAAUGAGAGUUGCCACAGUAUGAUUUACAAUUGUGGUUGCCACAAACGAUCCAGAAGCUGCCUUCUGAAAGUCACAAGGCCUAAACUCCAGCAGAGUAUCUGCAAGGGACUCAAAGCCAGCUUUCACCAGCACGUUUGUAUAGCACAGAGUACCUGGCAUGUGGUGGCAGACUACAGACACUGACUUCCCCUCCCCCUUUUAUUUUAAACAUACAGAACUUAAGUUUGCUUGUGAGAUGUUAAAUACAGAAAUUAAAGAUGGCAUCAACAGUCAUUCAGAGUAAAAUGAACUACUGGAUGCUGCCAGCCUCAGCAUUCCCAGUACCCAGCUGUUAGUUUAGCUAAUCCAUUGCAAGAAGACUCCGGUCAAGGCAGGGCCUGCUCUAAGCACACUUUGGACAUGGUUUUGGGAAAGGUGUUGGCUAAAACAUAGGUUGUAACUUGCCAAGCAUUUCUUUAGGCAGCAGUGAUUUCCUAAGCAGAAUGUGUGCCUGACUCUGUUCCUUUUUGCUGCCCUUUACAAGUCUGUGCAGCUAUACUGUACAUCUGGCUACCAGACCCAAUAACUUGAUUCAUUUAGCAUGUAGUCAUAACACAUGGUUGUGCUGGCACAACUAGGCAGCAGUGCCAGCUAUUUCAACUCCACUGCCAAAAGAAAUGCUUGUCACAUUACACCCACACGGACAUUAAGGGUACAGUCAGAUGAAAUGGCUGAUCAGAUAUAGCUCACUUUGCUGUGAGAGGCAGUUCUGUUUCUCUGCUUUCAGCAAGGCACUCCCCCAGCCAUCUUUCCUCUGCUGGCACUCCUCAGGUUCUUUGGUGAACAAAUUCAUGAAACCAAACUUGAGUUAAAUCAGCUCACCAGAGUCAAGUCUAGUGCUAGCAUGAGGGGAACAGGCAUUGCACAGCCCGGGGGCCAUGCUGGGCCAUCGAGCUGUUAGAACACCACAGCCCAUUUUGUCAGAGUGAGCUCUAGGGUGUGGUUUCCCAUCUGAAAGUUUGGGCUUAUCGCUUCCUGCACUCUUCUUAGGAGCCUCCUCUGAAUGCAGAGCUGCGAUGAAACAAGCUGUUUUUUUCAGUUGUUUAAUAGAUAAAAACAGGGAGAGAGCAGAAUUAGCAUCAGAAACAGAGGGAGAACAAGAACAAAAGUAGCUUUGCUUUCUUAUCCCUUGUUUGCUUAUCCUUUGUCCAUUUUAAAUUGGUUUAAUUUCUCUUUAAUACAGUGAAGCGAGACCCAUAAAAUGGUCUAUGCAGCCCUGGGUUGCUCCGGAAUUAUUUUUAAUAUUUACAACAGGUCUUUAGGAACAGUGCAUCCAGUGAAGGUGUUGCAGCUGUUUAGGAAGCCCAAGACUUUGUUAGGAGAGCAUGAAGCUAUGAGUAACAAUUUUAAGUGAAUCUUGCCCUCUCUUUCACAACAAACGCAAAGAAGCAAUGAAAGAUCAAUAUUUUAAAUAAAGUGUCUUGUCAGGCUAGAAAGUUGGGCUGUAGGAUCCUGGUUUUCUUCUUUAAUUGGUUGUAGAGAACAUUGAGAUUGCCUGAAUACCUUGAGGCUCCAAGUGCAGACCUUGCAUUGUCCUAAGUAGAAAAAACUUACUCUAUCCCAUGAAAUAGUUACCAGCUAGCUGCUCAAUAGAAAUUAGUAUCUUCUACUCACCAUGGAAUGUGUAAGGUAAAGAUGAUUUUACCCCAGUUGUAAGAACAGAGAGGUAUUACUCACGUGACUAAGGGAAGCUUUCAUUCUCUGAUCUCUUACUGAACACUUUCCUGCCAGGCAGCUGCAGUUACCUAUUUGCUGUAACACCUUUCCUACUUCUGUAAGACCAAAGAUGGCCCUCCUGCUACCUUCUCUGCAACCUGGAUUUCAAAAUAAUUGGUACUUCCCGGCAAGGGGAAGAAGUAGCACACUCGUGCCCUCACUAAUCUUGCCAAGCACUUUGGAGACUCAGAAAUUUGCCUUACUGUGAACAUUAGUCCACUUCCUCUAGUUAGCAGUGCAAGACUGUGGCUGAUUAAGCUAUUCCCUUCUCAUAUCUCAGGUUUUAUGGCACUAGGGUGCAAGGCGUGCUUUGGAUUGAAUAAAUUCAGUCAGCAUCAGGAGUCCAAGGGUUGAGGAUGGAGCUACCUGUACUUGUCCCACCACUGACACCUUGUUGUAAAUUCAGGCUGUUUCUCUGAAAUGUGAAAUGCUCAUCCUACCUGUACUUUUCCUUACCAAAAUCGGUUUUGAGAACCGUGUUGGAAAAUUCCUCAGUCACACCAAACUUCUGGUCCUUGCUCACUAGGAGCUUCUGUUUAAACAUGAAGAAAGUAGUUGUGACCUCUUCUCAACCACGAGCGUUUCUUAUUCCCUUUCUUAGUGUUUGACAAAACUUAGUAGAUGGUCUGGUCUGCAACAACAGGGUGAGUGUAACCACAUUCAUUUUGUCUUCAGUGACCUUUGUAUUCACUUUUGUAUUCUCAGAGAACACAAAGUAGGAUGCACUGGUUACUAGCCAGGCUGCAUUACCCCCAAGAACUAGCUAAUUUAAUAAUCCAAAAGCUUUCUCUCAGUCUGAGCCAGUGCUACGACAAACUCUUAUUAGAUCUUGGGGCUAAGAGCUGUGAGCAGUGAGGCUGUAUUUGAAACAGGAAGGGAAUGUGUUAUGGUGUAGGUAAGGAACAAGCAGCAGCAGCACAUCUGCCAACGGAAUAGACUCUAGCCCUGAGAAGUACUUAGGGGUUUGGUUCUGUGUAAAGGGCAGGUGGUCUAGAACAAGACAGGUACCAGGCAGAGGAAGUUUCGUUUCUGUGUUCUUUGCCUCAGACUCUGGUACUACAAAUGCUAGGUGGGAGCAUCUGCUUCCCAGCACCAAAGCUGCAUUGACUCUGAAUGCUCGGGGCCUUCCUUUGUCAGUGGCACAAUUCAUUAACUGAAGCAAACCUGCUGCUCUCUAUCAGGGGCCUGAUCCUGCAGUCAUGAGAGAAACAAAAACUCAGCUCAAAGCUUUCUUUUGUAAGAAGUUGCAGAACGGAGCCCCUGCUGUUUACAUCUGAACUACUCAAGGUGGGUGGGGGAUCUAGAGAAGCUACUGAAGUCCUCACACUUGCCCUAGUGCAAUGAGAUUAUUUAUUAGAUUAACUAAAGACUGAGCAGCUUUUUGAGAGAAGAGUUCUACUUGCAACCCUGAUUUUUAUCUCCUCCUUUGUAAUGUCUUUUAGUCAGUCACUAACAGGAACUGCUUGGUACCAGUGACUGAGGAAACACAAGUAAUGGCUUUCAGUUCAAAACUUAUGUUUCAUUCUUUCUGAUGUUAAUUCCUGAUACUGGUCUUGCCCAUGGGCAGUGCUCACUUAAUUUUGUGAGUGUCAAACGUCUAAUGCAGGAGGCUGGUGUUUGGAACCUAUGGACAGAAUAUCUUGAAUGUCUAUUUUAGUAAUUAAAGCAUUUUUAACAAUUA